AUGUCGGACAGAAGUCCUAGAGAGAUCUCUUACUUUUGGAAGGAUGCCCUUCAGAGGACUAUUUUCUGCGGCAUAAAUCCAGUCGGUUACCCAGCUUUCAAAAAUGGCCACUUCAAAAAAGCAAUCUUGGAGGAAAGCGAUCCACUCAAGUCUCUAGAAGGACUUAGAGACUCGAAGAACCUUAGUGAUGAAGAGAAAACAGUCGUUCAAAGCUUUAUCGAGUUAUCCAAACCUUUAUUCGAUAAUCUUACGUACAAUAUCCACAAUCCUCUUAAACUAGAGUACGAAGACCUCUGGAACGAGGUCAAAAAACUUGGUGAAAUUUUCGGACAUGACGAUUUUGAUUUCACGAAACAAGAGCUAGAAAUUGAUUACGAAUUUGACGAGAAUGGAGUUUUGAAAAGGAUGGUAACUGAUGGAGCAUCGGUAGAAGAGUUGAGACCCAGACUGUGGGAUCCAAAAUUUCACAAUUUCUUCAUGGCGGCAAGAGAUAAGCAGUCGCGGCCAAAUUCUUAUGAAUUUACUUCGAGUGACGCAGAAUAUGUUGAUGAACCUCCUGAUGAGAAUAGCUCUGGAAGCACAGAGAAUGAAACCAAUGAAAGACUCUUGAAUGAUUCAAACUUGGCGGCCGAGUGGGAUGAGAUAGUAUUUGGAAGCGGGGAGAGAGAAAUCGAUAGAAGGAUUUUAGAAGAUUUAAACGAGUUGGUAGAGCAGGAUGAGAUGAGCGUUCGAGAUGGGGCAAGGGCUGAGAACACUGACGAUGGUGAUGAGAUGGCUGCAGAUUUGUCGGAAAGUUUUGCUCCUCUUACACUGAUUGGCACGGAUGAGGAGACUCAGGAGUAA
Molecule: messenger RNA, 843 nt
Organism: Botrytis byssoidea
Lineage: Eukaryota; Fungi; Ascomycota; Leotiomycetes; Helotiales; Sclerotiniaceae
Exons: 2
Coding region: 1-843 (280 amino acids)
Source: RefSeq, a predicted model, not a curated record